Sinocyclocheilus anshuiensis is the source of this 3312-nucleotide messenger RNA. RefSeq names its product myocyte-specific enhancer factor 2A-like. Bases 638 to 2086 code for a protein of 482 amino acids. NCBI's taxonomy places the organism in Eukaryota, Metazoa, Chordata, Actinopteri, Cypriniformes, Cyprinidae. Gene Ontology annotation, molecular function: RNA polymerase II cis-regulatory region sequence-specific DNA binding; DNA-binding transcription factor activity, RNA polymerase II-specific; histone deacetylase binding. The transcript is spliced from 11 exons. Gene Ontology annotation, biological process: cell differentiation; positive regulation of transcription by RNA polymerase II. The record is from RefSeq and is a predicted model, not a curated record.
CUACCCUUCAAACUUCUGUUGCCCAGCUCCCUUCCGGCAGAAAGACCCAGGGACAAGAGUGUGAAGUCAGGCCUUACAGGAGCAAGAAGAAAGCCGUCCAAAGCCAGCUGGUCUGGCUUUGAGGAAUGCAAGGGAGAUAGAAAGCAAAAGAGAGAAAGAGUGAACGUGAGAGAGGAAGCCAGACAGAAAGAGAGACAGAGAACGAGAGAGAAAAUUCAAGUAAUACCAGGGAAAUUAAGAAAGUAAGAGUGGCACACCUGAGAAAGAUACCUGAGGAAGGCCUUAGCAGCAGGUUCUGUGAAGGUAAUCGAUCAUCGCAAGAAACAGGGCAUUUUACCCGAGGAGGAGAAAGCACCAGGAAGCUCCAAGUAGAGAGAAGCAUUGAAAGCAAAGGAAGAAAGAACGUAAAUAAGACUUGAGCUGGAUAUUUUGGGUCCAGGACCGAAGAUUGCGCUGCUUCGUUUGUUAGGACCGUGGUGUGGACACCUGAAGAAAAAGACGCAGAAAGAAAGAGAGUGAGAGACAAAGACUCGAGAAGAAAGAGUGAAGUACAAUGUGCUAGGGGAGUGAAGGCAGACAAACUCUCGUGUUUUUCUGAUAUUCUCGGGGUGUCAGAGAGACCAAGCAGGACGCCAAGAUGGGACGGAAGAAGAUACAGAUCACACGGAUCAUGGAUGAGAGGAACCGGCAGGUUACCUUCACAAAACGGAAGUUUGGUUUGAUGAAGAAAGCUUACGAGCUCAGCGUGUUGUGUGACUGUGAGAUUGCCCUGAUCAUAUUCAACAGCUCGAACAAACUCUUUCAGUAUGCCAGCACUGACAUGGACAAAGUCCUACUUAAGUACACAGAAUACAACGAACCCCACGAGAGCAGAACCAACUCUGACAUUGUAGAGAAAUUAAGAAACAAAGGCCAUAAUGACCAGUGUGCCAGUCCUGACCCAGAUGACUGUUUCGGUCACAGUCCCCUCAUGGACGACCGUUUCGGCAAACUAAACGAAGAGAGUGAUUUAAUGUACAAGCGCUGUGGUCCGACGGCCUUGCCCCCGCAGAACUUCUCCAUGCAUGUGGCUGUGCCAGUGACGAACCCCAACACCAUGUCCUACAACCCCGGGGCCUCUCUGAGCAGCCAGAGCCUGUUGGCCGCCGCUGCCUCUCUGAGUGACGGUGCCAUGCUGUCUCCUCCUCAGGGUUCCCUGCACAGAAACGUAGUGUCUGCCGGGCCCCCACAGAGGGCCCCCAGCACAGGCAGCGCAGCAGGAAACGGCUAUGUUAACCCAAGGGGCUCACCGGGGCUUCUGGGUACACCCAGCGGGAACGGGCUUGGUAAAGUCAUGCCUGCGAAGUCACCGCCGCCACCGGGGGGCAACAUGGGCAUGGGUAGCCGCAAGCCAGACUUGAGAGUCGUCAUCCCCCCAUCCAGCAAGGGCAUGAUGCCACCCCUGCAGUCGGAGGAGGAAGAGAUGGAGCUGAACACCCAGAGGAUAAGCAGUUCCCAGUCGACCCAGCCUCUGGCCACACCGGUGGUCUCUGUCACCACCCCGAGUCUGCCACCACAAGGCCUGGUCUACUCAGGCAUGCCCACUGCCUACAACUCUGAAUACUCCCUGAGCAGUGCUGAGCUCUCCUCUCUGCAAGGCUUUGGCUCUCCAGGGCUCUCUAUAGGCUCAAUGUCGGCAUGGCAACAGCAUCAACUGGGCCAGGCAGCUCUCAGCUCGCUGGUAGGUGGCGGUCACUUACCUCAGGGCUCAAAUCUCUCCAUCAACACCAGCCAUAAUAUCAACAUUAAAUCCGAGCCCAUCUCUCCUCCACGCGAGCGCAUCACCCCGUCCGGCUUCCCACCCCAGCAGCAGCAGCAGCAGCAGCAGCAGCAGCAGCAGCAGCCUCUCUCCGGCCGUCACGACAUGGGCCGCUCGCCUGCCGACAGCCUCAGCUCCUCCUGCUCCUCCUAUGACGGAAGCGACCGAGAGGAUCACCGGCCUGAUUUCCACUCCCCACUCGGCCUGGGUCGACCCCCUGCCGCCGGGGCUGGAGAGAGGGAGAGCCCCACUGUCAAGCGCAUGCGCAUGGACACCUGGGUGACAUAAAGCUGUCCCGAGCCUGACAGCCAGUCAGUCACACGCAGGGCUGGGCAGGGGGAAAGGGAGAGAGGAGUGACAGCAGGGAGGGUCAUUAUUGUUAUUAUUCUAUUGUUAUAAUUUAACGUCAUUUCACUUUUUUUGUAAGUAGGUAGAUGGGGAAAGAAAUCGAAAAUGUCCUGACAUAUCGAAAUUAAGCAGAUGAGUGGAGAGAGAGAGAAUCUCAAGUCAAGCAGUCAGAAUGAACGGUGUACUCAAACAGGUGUUAUCAGGUACUUGAUGCAAAUUGCAUUGCGCGAGAGUCCAAUGUAUGAAGAAAACAUUUUCGAUUAUUGUCGUCACUGGUGCAGUUUGACACUCGUAGCUGUUUUCGCUGUUGAUUUUGCAAACAAUCAAAGAAAGUUUAGGGGCGGCUUUCUGUCCGAAGGCUUCUGCCUGCUGGGCUCAUGUAUUAAACAAUCUGUAUCUUCACUCGCCCUUAUAUGAAGUAUGUCACUUAUUAAUUUAAUUAAAGGUAUUUGAUGAUAGAUUUGGAUCAGUUUUACGGGGGAAGGCUUGUAUCUAAAAUGAGAUCACAUUUCACCUCAGUUAAGACAUUAAGUGAAAGAAAUGAAAAUGUCUCUAAAUUAAUAUCAAUAUGAAUUUUCAAUCCCUUUUAACAGCGUUUUUAACAAAUGGGAAAAGAACAGGUAGCCCAGUCGAUUUAAAGACGAUAGCAAGUCAUUGUACAUUCAUGCAGCUCCAACAACUCAAUGGUAAUGCAAGCCAAAGCCUCUAUGUAAUUUUCUCGUACUGUAGGUUGGGAAUUUUCAGCAUUUCUCUCUCGAUGUUUGUUUCAUAUUAGUUCUGUCAUAGUGUGCGUUGUUACAAACAUUGGAAAACGAAUAACAUGCAAAGCAGAUCUUGAAACGAUAUCUAAAGCCAUGAACACUUGCUGUUCUGUUUGUAAAUUAAAGAUUUGAGCCAAACCUUUUUUUCUUUUGUUAUGUACAUAGCAACUUUAAUAUAUAUAACUUUUGGUGUAAGUACGUAUGUAUUGUACCUUCACCGGAUUCAAGAAAAAAGUAUAUUUUUGUGGAUUACUGCCAAGUUUACAAGGCGAGAUCCUUAUUAAGUAGAGUAUUCACUGGUUAAUAUUUACUAUUUUGUUAACUAUACUGUACUUUCUUCAAGUCUGACUAUUAUUGGUAAUAUUCAAAGUGUUUUUUUUUCCCCCAAUAAGGUCGUUUUUGGGU